This is a messenger RNA of Bursaphelenchus okinawaensis, 2438 nucleotides long. The record is from the annotation of a GenBank genome assembly. NCBI's taxonomy places the organism in Eukaryota, Metazoa, Nematoda, Chromadorea, Rhabditida, Aphelenchoididae.
AUGGAAUCAAACAAGAAAUUCAAUCGGUACUACGCAGUUCGACAGGUAUCAUGAAUAAUAUAAAAUUUUGGAUGUAAAACUCUUUUCUAUUGUAUUGUAUUAACGUAUCUCUUUCCUAUGCCAAUUUAAAUUCUUUUAGCACAUUCGAACCUUCCCAGAAUGGACCACCACCCAAGGUAUACCACAAUUUGGGUCGGCGAAGCGACGAAUUUGCUGUAGUUUUUGGUUUACAUGUACAUUGAUUGCUACGGGUCUACUGAUAUGGCAAGUGGUCUUGACUAUACAAAGUUAUUAUCAGUAUGGCGUUACCGUCAAUAUACAAGUAAGUUAUUUCUGAAUUUAAUUUUAAUUUUUAAGUUAUAACUAAAGUUAUGUUAUACUUGCCCGUCAGAUAGGCUAUCACAAUAUCAUAUCCCAUAACUUUGCUAAAACUGGUUAUAUUAGUAUGAAAUUUUUUUCAGCUACUAUUCGAAGACCGUGUGUUUCCGGCAGUAACAGUUUGCGAUAGUAAUCCAUAUAAAAGUUCCAUGAUGGAUCAGUUUCCUAAGGUAAGACAGAUAUCAGAGGUGUCUAAAACAAUAUCACUCAUAUAUUUUUCCAUCUUCUAACUAAUUGUCCGUUAUUUCAGGUAAAACAAGUACUAGACACGUACGAGUAUUCAGCUCAAAAACUAGUUUGUAAUAGUACGUCAAACUGUAGCGUUGAGACAAAUAGUACUCUAGACGAGUACGCAGAAGAAUAUCGCUUUUCAGUAAGUUUAACGCUUUACCUUAGUAAAAUAUGACCACAAUAACUACAAAAAUGGUUAUUAAAUUGUAAAUUAGUAUCUUUUCAACCAUUUUUUUACUAUCUUUUGACACUUUUAUUGUAAAGAAAGUUUUUGCAGCUCUUUAAAAGCAUUUGUCCAUAAUUUUGAAAUCAUUUUUUGUAUAUAAACAUCAAGUUCUGAUUGCCGUAUUUUACAAAAUCUUUUAGACAAUAACAAACACUGGCCAGCUGAGACAGCUAGCCAGGACAUUGGUCUAUUUGGCGUCAGGUGAAUAUAACAUGUCAGCGGCCAUGGUAAGCCGCGAGGACUUGAUAUUGAGUUGUAGCUUCAAUACUGUCGGGUGUAGCGAUGAGUAAGUUCUUAAAAUACGUUUUUUUUUGCAAAAUCAAAGCUAGUCAAAGCCGGGCUGGUGCAUUAGGCUUCGGUAAACGACAAAAUUUUUUUUUUCAACAGGGGUACCAAGUUUAAAUUUUAUUUUGUUUUAGGCAGGGGAGUGAUUGACCCCUUCUCUCGCCCUUACACUGUGUACCUAUACAAGACCAUUAGACGUAUUUUACAAUAUAACUCAAUCCAAUAUCCUUAACCCCGUUUUAUAUUAUCCAUCUUUUCAGUGACUGGACCACCCUAAUAGAUCCCAACGUAGGCAACUGCUAUCAAUUCAACAUGAACUCAGCCUACCAAGCCCAACGAUCCGGUCCAGCCUAUGGCCUUAGGCUACAAUUAAAAACCAAUGUGUCAGAAUACAUCAGUGUGAACAAUGGUGCAUCAGCCAUAAUGAUGGUACACGACCAAUCAGACUAUGUAAUUCCGGGCUCACUUGGCUACAAUAUAGCUACUGGUACUCGGACUUCGGUAUCAGUCACUUAUACUCAAAUCCAGAGGUUGGGACCACCUUAUGGAGAUUGUUCUGAUGCCAUACCUGAUGGAUAUUUGUACGAUGGAGACUAUAAUACAGAAUUGUGUCAGAGAUCAGACUUUCAAGCUUUGAUGAUCGAGAGUUGUGAUUGUUAUGAUCCUAGGUACCCUACUCCUAAUGAUACUACGGUUGGGAGGUGUAGCAUCGAUGAUAAUUGUAAGUUAAUGAAUAUGAAUAUGGAUAGAAGCCUAUGCCUGACCCUAGUCGUAGUCUGUUCAUACUCAACAAAAUCUUAAAAUUACAGUAAGCUGCUGGCUAGACUACAACAACCAAACAGCCGGAGAAGACUGUUAUCAAUCCUGUAACGAAGGCGACUACACCGUCUCCAUCUCUAGUGCUACCUGGCCAGCCCCACUGGACCAAUACGUAGCCGGCUGUUAUGAAGAUGCUUACCCUGAGGGUUGUUAUUCAACUUUCAGUCAAAAUGCCCUUUGGCUUGAAGUAUUCUACGAGAAAUUGAACUAUGAAACUAUGACUGAAUCUGCGUCAACUACGGUAUCUACAAUGUUAUCGAACAUCGGUGGUCAAAUUGGACUGUUUUUGGGAAUGAGUGUCAUUUCUUUUAUUGAAUUUGUUUUGUUGGGAUUGCAGGUAGGUUACUAUUAGUGUUACUGUUAAAAAAUUGAUGAGAUUUCAAUAUUUCUGUGUUGUAAUACUUUAUACAAAUCCACAAUUUUACGCUAUAAAAAGUAUUUUUAGGUUCUAUUGAGCUGUUUGGUACCAAAGUACGCGUAUCUUGUCGAUAUUGAUUGA